Messenger RNA from Rodentolepis nana, 1554 nucleotides. The record is from the annotation of a GenBank genome assembly. Lineage: Eukaryota; Metazoa; Platyhelminthes; Cestoda; Cyclophyllidea; Hymenolepididae.
AUGGAGCCUUUCGUUUACGAUGAUUACUCCGACUUCGACACUGAAGAAUUGGACUUAGAACUACCGAGGAGGAGACUUAAUACCAGAUCCACUCCAAAGCGCUCUCUUCGCUCCGUAUCGCCCUUUGAAGUGAACGUGGACGAAGAUGCAAUGGAGAAAAUUCGAAACCGCGCACGCCAGGCAACGUCAGAAUUUCUGGACAGCUGUGACGCGAUACGUCAAAAGGCCAAAACCAAGGACAAAGACGCUCUAAGAAAGUUCGACGCAGCAAUUAAAAUACCAGUGAGUACUGUCCGUCGUGGUUCCUUGGGCCUUCCACCCAUGAUACCGCGAGCAAACCGAGAAGGCAGUUUGAUAACUGAUGCGAUUAUCAACGUAAGCUCACAUCUCCCAAUGCUUCAGUUUCUGUUCCUGCAUAUCGCUUAUCGACCUGCUUUAACUUCACUCUAUCGAACACCAUUUCAUUUGCUGUUGAAAGCAAGCUCAAUAUGGUUCCUAAAAUGUGCAAUUAUAUCAUGUUAUAGAGUCCGAAAUUUCCAUUCAUCUAAUAACGAGUUGCCAGCUCGGCGAUCAUCGCUUGGAGUACAUCCAUUCAAUAUUGCCCCCAGGGAGGGUAGUCCAAGUCCUCAGACUGAAACAGGUUUGAGAGGAAUGCCACCACGAGAUCUACGACAGGGUUCUAUCUUGCGAGAUCGUCAUCGAUCACCUCAUCUCCCACCAAUGGCAUCAGUGCCCCCACUUCCCCCUAAUGUCUCUACAACCCCAAUUGUUAUGAAUGAAAUCAGUGCUUUGGAAGCCUUCGCUAGAGAUACUCGGCCGUUGCACGAGAAACUGCCUAGAGGACCUCUGGUCCACUCUAGAUUUGUGAGAUCGGUCACUCCGAGAUUUCUCACUUCCCCUCGGACCUCACCUGUGCGAAGUGGAUCGUUGGCGCCAAGACCGACCACAGAAAGGGCUCACUCUAUCGGAAGUGGUGCUUCAACACCAAGAACAGGAUUUGAACCGACAAGAUCAGGGUCACGAAUUUCGAAGCUCGAACUUGAAACGGAUGUUCGUGAGCGCAUCAGCACUCGUCGUAAGAUGCGCGAUGUCGAGUCUCGGUUGGAUAGAAUUUUAGACUACGAGCUGCCUUACGCCUCCAGCUUUAAGGAAAUGCGUGGCACAUUGCGUGAUAUCAACGAUAAGAUGGCCAAGCAUCGCAUGCUCAUGGAUAGAUAUUCUGGAAUCCAAAUGGACGAGCUGAAUGAACCGGUGGCUGAGCGGGUUGCUGCCAAGGUAGAUGAACUCAUACCUAGAGUCCCCGCCUUGUCUGGAGUGCAAAAUCCAUUCAAACCACGAAGUGACGAAAUUACCAGCUCAUUUGACCCUCGUCUUAUUCCGGGCUACUCUACUGGACUGUGUGUGACUCCGAACGAAGGAACUCAAGAACUUCGAGGCCGUAUUCGCAGCCUGCUUUGCAGAACUCGGGAGAGCAGUCGUAAAGACGCGAACAAUCCGCAUUUGAGACUUUUCACCACCUCAAAUGGUCGCAGAACUGCAGCUGUUGCUGAUUAA